Messenger RNA from Ostrea edulis (European flat oyster), 2370 nucleotides. RefSeq lists its product as uncharacterized. The transcript is spliced from 8 exons. NCBI's taxonomy places the organism in Eukaryota, Metazoa, Mollusca, Bivalvia, Ostreida, Ostreidae. The record is from RefSeq and is a predicted model, not a curated record. Gene Ontology annotation, biological process: DNA recombination; DNA integration. The coding region runs from base 81 to 1151 and encodes 356 amino acids. Gene Ontology annotation, molecular function: DNA binding.
GGUGGCAGAGGCCCUUGAUAACCCUAAUUGCUCAUUCCUGGCCAUCACCAACCUUCUACAGAUCCGGGAGAGGUGGUUAGAUGAUUCCAGGGGGGAUUUGGCCCCAGGAACCAUCAGGAGCUAUCUUGAUUCAAGCAGUAUUUCUGGUGAAAUCUACAGUCAACACUGAACGUAUCCGCAGAUGGUCUCGGUCCAUCAAGGGAGAUCUCCUGAGGAGAAGGGUGGAGAAAAGGGCCGAAGAUGAUGAAAACAAGAUCGAGCCGGGGGAUAUUCAGACUUUCAUGCAGUCCCCCAUUUAUAACCAGGCAGAGGAGCUAUUCAGGAAGUAUGAGGGUGUGGUCAAUGGGGCGUUGAGUGAGGCAGAGUAUACUCUGAUGAGGAACUUUGUCUUGCUCAACACACUCAUUGACAACGCGCAGCGGGUAGGAGCCCUCCUCGGCAUGACGUUGAAGACAAUCAGAUAUACAGAGAGAAAGGGCGAGUGUCAUGUCCUUGUCAUAGUGGCCCACAAGACCGGAACAAUAGCGCCGGUUACCCUGGUAUUUGUGCCCUCUCUGUGGAGGCAGUUGAAGGUUUUCCUGGAGGUGCGAAGGAGACUUCCCGGAUUCGACGAUGCACUGGACCAGGAAAAUGCUGCUGUUUUUCUGACGUACCCCAGCCAAACACAGAAGCCUUCACCUAUGAACUCCUCAACAGUAUCAAAGGGAAUGAAAUAUAUAUGGAGGAAGGCGGGGCUUAAGAAACCGUUGUCGGGAACCCAGCUGCGGAAGACCGCUGCAACAUUGGUGCGCGAAAGAUACCCAGACAGUAGACUGUUGUUGGCACAGCAGAUGAGUCACCGGCCCAACACGCAAGACCAGUUUUACCAUCUUACUCAACAGAAGGAGGACUCAGUCACAAUGGUGGGCGUCAUCUCUCAUGUGAUGAGAGCCAAGAGAACCACAGGAGAGGCAGAGGCAUUGGAAGACAGGCCAGGUCCAUCCGGCCCCAUUAUUGAAGAAGUGGAGGAGGAAGAUGAAACCCUCUCCUUGACUGCAACGACAUCCAAUGAGCCACCAGAAGAACAACAUACUCCGCUGCGAUCGACUGUAUUGAGUCCCUCACCUGCAGCCAUUUCCUCCCAUGGUAGGCGGCUUUUCUUAGAGGAGUAAGCCAAGUUCCUAAUCGAUGAAUGCCACCAUCUGAUUUCUGAUCCCGAUUGCUCCAUUAUGAGUGUGGCAUGUGCCAGAGUCCUCGAACGAACACCAGAGGGACAGGCGAUCCCGUCAUGGGUAAAGGGAGUAGAUCCUAAGGGGUAUCUAAAGAGGAUUUCUGACAGGGUCCGCACGGCACGAAGGAACUUGAGGAGAAGAGACCUACCAUAGGAGAGGUGGAGUGGCUCAUUGGAUAGGAGGAGUGUUAAUCGGGGGCGGAAACGGUCCGCUCCGUGUUUUUUUUUUUUGUUGUUUUUUUUUCUGUAUGGGGAGAGAAGGAGUGUUAUUCGGGGCGGAAACUGUCCGCUCCGUGUUUUUUUUUUUUAUGCAUGGCAGAGGGGGAGUGUUUAUCGAGGGUGGAAACAGUCCGUUCCGUGUUUUUUUUUUAUGUAUGGGGAGAGGGGGAGUGUUCGUCGGGGGCGGAAACAGUCCGCUCCAUGUUUUAUAGGAUGUAUGGGGAGUGUUUAUCAGGGGCGGACACAGUCCGCUCCAUGUUUUAUAGGAUGUAUGGGGAGUGUUUAUUGGGAGCGGAAACAGUCCGCUCCAUGUUUUAUAGGAUGUAUGGGGAGUGUUUAUCAGGGGAGGAAACAGUCCGCUCCAUGUUUUAUAGGAUGUAUGGGGAGUGUUUAUCGGGGGCGGAAACAGUCCACUCCAUGUUUUAUAGGAUGUAUGGGGAGUGUUUAUCGGGGCGGAAACAGUCCACUCCAUGUUUUAUAGGAUGUAUAGGGAGAGGGGGAUUGUUAAUCGUGGUGGAAACAGUCCACUUCGAAAUUUAUUGUACAUGUGGCUUUUUGGAAGUGACCAGACAUUCUUUGAAAUAUUUGCAUGUUCAUGAUGUAGUUGAACUUCAUAAUUUCUUAAGCAUGAUACCUACUUUUUGUAACGAACUCCUCUCGCAGCUUUUACUUACAUUGUUCAGACCUUGUACAUUAUAGAUGUUAUAAAAUAUUGAAGAUAUACAUGUGACAUUUUAAAAAUGCUACUGUUUUUUGAGAAAUUUUACAUAUAAUAUGUAAUUUUCCAGUAUGUUUUUUCUACUGCUGUAUCUAUGAUAGAUUAACAUAUCUUAAAGAUACCUGGUCAUUUCUUUUCUUGAAUCAACUUUUUAUAUUUGUGUCUGAAUAUGGUAAAAAUGACUCGCAAUGUCAUUGUUCUUGAAAUUAAAUUAAUUGAAUUG